AUGGCUGAAAACAAGAGUGGGAAGCAAGCUACAUUGGGGUAUGUUCGCAAUUCACAGCAGACGAUUGGGAGGUUCUUUGGCUCGAACGCCAACGCAAAUCAAGCCCCCAAAAAGCAAACUACGUUAGCUUUUGGCGGCAAAAGACAACGGGCAAACAGCGGUGCUGCUGAUGAAGAUGCCAAGCAGGAUACAGAUAAUGUUAAAGCGGAGGUGGACACCGAUGCAGCGCCCACUGAUGCCCUGGCGCAAGGAGUGAAGCGGGAAAAAAGUCCGGAUGCAGAAGAAAGCGACGGCUCAGAUGUACAGCCUGUCUCCAAACGCCGCAGAAAAGCUUCAGCUACUGCCUCACCAGCUGCCAAGAAACAGACACCGUCCCCGAAAAAGCCCAAAGCCACGAAACCCAAGGCUGAAUCACAAUCACCAAAACCCGCUACAAAGCAAGAGAGCUCUGCCGACGUGACAUCUGCAGAGAAAGCAUCUGCAGAGAUUAACAAGGAGGAAGAGUUGUCAGAAAGUGAAGAGGAGGAGGACCUCAAGCCCGAGCUCAAGAAGAAAUCCAUCGAGAAGUUCCAAGCCAAAUUGAAAGGCAGCGGAAAAGAUCCAUAUCCGGACUGGAAAGCCGGCGAGCCAGUUCCCUAUGCCGCGCUAUGCACCACUUUCUCCCUAAUCGAGAUGACCAGAAAGCGAUUGGAGAUUACGGACCAUUGUUCGCUGUUCCUUCGACAGGUUCUUCGUCUGACCCCCGCGGAUUUCCUUUCCACCGUCCAGUUGAUGAUCAAUAAAUUGGCUGCUGAUUAUGCCGGAAUUGAACUGGGUAUUGGAGAGUCAUUGAUCAUGAAAGCCAUUGGUGAAAGCACUGGUCGCAGUCUUGCUAUCAUCAAGGCCGACCAAAGGGAAAUCGGAGACUUGGGACUGGUGGCUGCCAAGAGUCGCGGAAACCAACCCACUAUGUUCAAGCCCAAGCCUUUGACUGUCCGUGGUGUCCAUGAAGGAUUACUGGCAAUCGCUCAGGUCCAGGGCCAUGGAUCCCAAGACAAGAAGAUUUCGGGUAUCAAGAAACUGUUGUCUGCAGCCGAUGCCGCAACUGCUGGCAAGGGAGGCAAAGGAGUGGACAUCACCAAGGACAAGGGCGGUGCCAGCGAAGCCAAAUUCAUUAUUCGCUUCCUGGAAGGAAAAUUGAGACUGGGACUUGCAGAAAAAACGGUGCUCGUAGCUGUUGCUCGGGCAGUCCAGGCCCAUGAAGCCGAAGUAAACGGCGAGGCAAUCCCAUCCACAGAGAAGAUGGUUGCAGGAGAAAACAUCUUCAAGUCUGUCUACAGUGAGCUUCCUGCUUACGAGGUGAUCAUUCCCGCCAUCCUUGAACACGGUCUUUUCAAGCUACCUGAAGUCUGCAAACUUUCACCCGGCGUUCCUCUCAAGCCCAUGCUUGCCAAGCCCACUAAAUCCAUCAUUGAGGUUCUCGACCGCUUUGAGGGCAAAGAGUUCACCUGCGAGUAUAAGUACGAUGGAGAGAGAGCCCAGAUUCAUUUCGUGUCGCCAGACUCCAUCCACCAAUACCCUAAUGCGAAGAAUACAUUACAAAAGGACAGCAAGGGGCUAUGCUCAAUCUUUUCCCGCAACUCCGAAGAUCUUUCCAAGAAGUAUCCCGAUGUUCUAGCCAAGCUAGACACCUGGGUCAAAGACGACGUGAAGAGCUUUGUGCUUGAUUGUGAGACCGUUGCAUGGGACACAAUCAACAAAAAGGUUCUUCCAUUCCAGCAACUGAUGACCCGCAAGCGCAAGGAUGUCAAGGCCGAUGAAGUUACAGUCAAGGUUUGCGUGUUUGCGUUUGAUUUGCUCUUCUUUAACGGAGAGCCAUGUGUUAAGAAGUCUCUCCGGGAACGUCGACGACUCAUGCAUGAAUGCUUCCAGCCGGUGGAGGGAGAGUUCCAGUUCGCCCAGUACGGCAACACGAACGUCCUCGAUGAGAUCCAGGAAAUGCUUGAGGACAGUGUGAAAGCCUCGUGUGAGGGUCUCAUGGUGAAGAUGCUAGACACAGAUGAGAGUGGCUACGAGCCCAGCAAGCGGAGUCGCAACUGGCUCAAGGUCAAGAAGGAUUAUCUUGCCGGCGUCGGUGACUCUCUCGAUCUUGUCGUACUCGGUGCUUACUACGGACGUGGUAAACGUACUUCCGUCUUCGGUGCUUUCCUUCUCGCUGCCUACAACCCUAACAAGGACACCUACGAAACCAUAUGCAACAUCGGUACUGGAUUCUCUGAGGCACUGCUCGAAGAGCUCCACAAGACCCUUAGCCCGUUGGUGAUCGACCGCCCAAAGCCCUUCUACACUCACUCGACUGUACCCAAGGAUCAGCCAGAUGUCUGGUUCGAACCGCGACUAGUAUGGGAAGUGAAGACCGCCGAUUUGACGCUUAGUCCCCGCUACCAGGCCGCUGCCGACGAGUUCGAGGGUACAACGGGUGGUGGCAAAGGUGUUUCUCUGCGUUUCCCGCGGUAUAUCAAAGCCCGCGAUGACAAAAAACCGGACGAAGCCACCACUACCCGUGCUGUGGCGGAAAUGUACCGCAAGCAAGAAGCGGUCACCAAGGAGAGCGCCAGUAAGGGCGGUGUGGAUGAUGACUUUGAGUAUUGA
Molecule: messenger RNA, 2631 nt
Organism: Penicillium arizonense
Lineage: Eukaryota; Fungi; Ascomycota; Eurotiomycetes; Eurotiales; Aspergillaceae
Product: DNA ligase (ATP) CDC9
Exons: 4
Coding region: 1-2631 (876 amino acids)
Biological process (GO): DNA repair; Okazaki fragment processing involved in mitotic DNA replication; DNA recombination
Cellular component (GO): mitochondrion; nucleus
Molecular function (GO): ATP binding; DNA ligase (ATP) activity; DNA binding
Source: RefSeq, a predicted model, not a curated record